AUGACGCAGCAGAGCAAGACGCCACUGCCUACCAUGCAUCACCAAGAUGAGGACGUCGAGCGUGGGGAUAUUUGGUCGACUGGAAAUUCACACCUGCAUAUACCCUGGCAAAGACCCUAUGCAACAGGUACACCGUCACCUGGAAGCCCGGAGCGACACAGAAGCCUAGAUGAUUCUGCGGAAAGCAGUGGAGAUGACCACAGUGGCAACAAACUUCUCCUGACGCUGAAAGAACGCGUUCGACAUUUCGUCUGGACCUGGUUUACAAUGACGAUGGCCACCGGACAACUAGCUAAUGUCAUCUUGACUGUACCUUAUGAGUUCCAUGGUCAAUACGCAAUUGGCAGCUGCUUUUUCAUCUUCAACCUUGUCCUCUUCACCUUCAAUGUUACUAUGAUCUCUCUUCGCUUCUACUGGUACCCGUCAACUUUCAAGGCAUCACUCACGCAUCCUACUGAAUCUCUUUUUGUGCCCGCCUCGGUCGUCUCGCUCGGCACCGUCUUGACGAACAUCACCGAAUAUGCUGUCGGCAAUGGAAAGUCUGGGUUUUGGCUGGAGCGGACCAUGAUCAUCUUGUUCUGGGUCUACUGUGGAUUGGCAAUGGCCUUUACCUGUGGGAUCUAUCUCAUCAUGUGGUCGACCCAGACAUAUACCAUCUCUAGGAUGACACCAGGUACGUCGGAGUAUGCAUCUAUACUUCAAGAGCUUUUGCUAAUUCGCAAUNNAGUGUGGAUCUUCCCGGCGUACCCGUUACUCAUCAUUGGACCACAUGCUGGAAAAUUGUCUUCACGAGUGGCACCAGAGUCAGCACUACCGAUCAUCGUUGGCGGUUUCUGUCUCCAAGGCAUCGGCUUUAUGAUGUCUCUAAUGGUCUACGCCGCUUUCUUGUAUCGACUCAUGACGCAAAAGCUACCAAAAGAGUCCCUUCGUCCUGGCAUGUUCAUCUCCGUCGGUCCCUCUGGCUUCACUAUUGCCGGCGUUAUUACGAUGGGUCAAAAUCUUCCAGGAUGUAUACCAGAGAACUUUAUGGGCGUGGGCCAGAUGGCAGGCACCAUCUCACUGGUCAUGGCGAACUGGAUGGGUAUCUGGCUGUGGGGUCUCGCCAUCUUCUUCUUCAUCGUCUCUUGUGGUGCGCAUUGGUCCUGCGUCAGACAUGGGCGGCUUCAAUUUGCCUUGACCUGGUACUCGUUCAUUUUCCCGAACACAGGUCUGACUGUAAGCUUUGCCAGAACUUCAUCUGCUUGUUUCCAUCUGAGCUCAAAGCUGACCACUCUUCGCAGNACUGCCACUUUCGCAGUAGCACGCGCGUUAGACCAUUGCCGCCCCAUCCGCAUCCUCGGCUGCGUAUUUACCUGCCUCCUCGUGGCCGGUUGGUUCUUCGUGUUCGGCAUGAUGAUUCGCGCUGUUAUCCUCAAAGAUAUCCUAUGGCCACAAAAGCAAGAAGAUCGUGAUGAAGGUGGUUGGAAAACCGAAGACCCAGACUUGACGUUGACGAAGAGUCAAGCAACGGGUCCCUAUCCCGAGGGGAGUUCGAAAAGACAAGCCGGAUUUUGA
Aureobasidium uvarum is the source of this 1554-nucleotide messenger RNA. NCBI's taxonomy places the organism in Eukaryota, Fungi, Ascomycota, Dothideomycetes, Dothideales, Saccotheciaceae. The record is from the annotation of a GenBank genome assembly.